ACCAUGCCCUGCGGCUUUCUCCCGCAGGGCUUCGCGGAGUCUCCCCACCUGGGGCCCAUGCUCUUCCUGCUGCUGCUGGCCGUGCACCUGGCUACCCCGAGCGGGAACCUGCUCAUCCUGGUGGCCGUGGCCUUAGUGCCCAGCCGGCCGCCCAUGCUACUCUUCCUGUGUCCCAUCGAGCUCUGCUACAUGCUGGCAGUGGUGCCCCGCUCCCUGGCCCACCUGGCCUCGCCAGGCCGCGGCCGAGGCAGCCCCAUCUCCUUCCUGGGCUGCACUGUUCAGAUGCAGAUGUUUGUGGCUCUGGGCGGGGCCGAGUGCUUCCUGCUGGCCGCUAUGGCCUAUGACCGCUACGUGGCCAUCUGCCACCCGCUGCGCUACGCGGCUGUGGUGGCACCUGGGCUGUGCGCGCGGCUGGCCCUGGCCUGCUGCUGCCUCGGGGGACUGGCGGUGUCCGUGGGGCUCACGGUGGCCGUCUUCAACCUGCCUUUCUGCGGCUCCCACCUGCUAGCGCCUUUCUUCGGCGACAUCACAGCGCUGCUGCACCUGGCCUGCACGCAGAGCUACGCGGAGGAGCUGCGUCUGCUGGGCGCCUGCCUGGUGUUGCUGCUGCGGCCCUCGCUGCUCAUCCUGGCCUUCCAUGGCGCCAUCGCCGCCGCCCUGAGCCACCUGCGCUCCCCACGCGGCAGGCGCAAGGCUGCCUCCACUUGUGCCUCGCACCUGGCCGUCACCUUCCUCCACUAUGGCUGCUCCACCUUCACGUACAUGCAGCCCAAGGCCAGCUACUCCCCUCGGCAGGAUCGCACGCUGGCGCUGGCCUACACCAACGUCACACCACUGCUCUACCUGCUCAUCUACAGCCUGCGCAACGGCAAAAUCAUGGCCGCCACCCGCUGGGUGCUGAACCCCAGGGCAGGAUCUGUGUGA
Messenger RNA from Lagenorhynchus albirostris (white-beaked dolphin), 924 nucleotides. RefSeq names its product olfactory receptor 10AC1-like. Lineage: Eukaryota; Metazoa; Chordata; Mammalia; Artiodactyla; Delphinidae. Gene Ontology annotation, biological process: G protein-coupled receptor signaling pathway. Gene Ontology annotation, molecular function: olfactory receptor activity; G protein-coupled receptor activity. Gene Ontology annotation, cellular component: membrane. The record is from RefSeq and is a predicted model, not a curated record.